UGGGGAGGUGAGGAGGGUUGUUGGGGAAUUGGAUGGUUUUGGAGUUCGGUGUUUAUUUGUUGGAUUUUGCGUUUGGAUUCAGUUAGCAGAUUUGAAUUUGACUAAUAGUAGGCAGGCAGGCAUUGAUUUGAUUUGGAUUUGAAGAAAUGGGAGUAGAAGGGAAACACGAAGAUCAUUGGUCUGCUUCGGUAUUUAUAUCCUGUUUUCUUCCUUGUUUAUCUAUUCUCUCCCAUACAUCUCCAUUAUGAUCAGAUACAAAACCCAAACAACAAGAAAACCCCCCCUUUCUUCCUACCCAGCUCUCCCAAAAACCAAAAGGAAAAAAAAAGCACAAUAACCUAACUUAACCUGACCAAACCCAAUAAAAGGCCUACCAAAACUCUGCAUCCUUCGUCCCCAGACUCGCUACCAAAGUUCUAGAUUGGUUGGAUGUACAAAGCGAUGAUGUUAUUCUAGACAUUGGAUGCGGAGAUGGAAUUAUUCCCGUGCAACUUGCUGCUACCCUGGCGAAAGGCUCGGGAUGUAUUCAUGGAGUUGAUAGUUCGGAGGAUAUGAUUGCUGCUGCGAAGAAAGCUGCUGUUAGGGAGGGGGUGGAGGGGUUUUGUAGGUUUGAGGGUGAGUUUUUAUGAGAUUGUUUUUUUAAUUGGGUGUGGGAUGGAGAUGGAAAGGAAGAUGAGGAAAGGGAAGAAGGGAGGAAAGAAAUAAACGAAAGAUAAAAAACUAACGAUAAAAGUCCUCGAUGCUUCCUCUGAAUUAUCCACACUCCCUUCCGGUACCUACACCAAAAUCUUCUCCAACGCAGCUCUGCACUGGAUUCUCCGACGCGAAUCCAUCCGCAUCUCGUUCUUCAAACAUAUUCUCAGGCUUCUGAAACCUGGUGGGAUUUUGGUCUUCGAAAUGGGCGGUAUGGGUAAUGUAGCUGAGAUGCGAACCGCGUUGCUGAGUGUGGUGGGAAGGAGAUGUGAUGGGGGUUUGCGGAGGGUGAGGGAAUGUGAUCCUUGGUUUUUUCCUGAUGAGGUGUGGAUGAGGGAUGUACUUUCUGUUGUGGGUUCGGGUGAUGGAGAUGGAGACGGAGGUGGAAAUGCAGAGGAUGCAAAGCUUGGUGUAGGGAAAUGGAAAAUUGAAAAAUUGGAGAGGGAAUAUAGAGCUACGGAGGCGGAUAAAGGAGGCAUAGAAGGAUGGGUUAGGUUAAUGGGGAAACAGUUUUUUGAUGUGUUAGGAGAGGGAAAGGAAAGGAUGGAAGCGGAGAAUGAAGUUUGUCAGGUGCUGGAGAGUGUUUGUAGGAGUCCUGGGGGUGGCGAUUGGAUUGGUUAUGUGAGGUUGAGGGGCGUUGUUAGAAAGUUGUGAAGAAAAUGCUAAGGUUUGUAGGACAGAGUGUGCGAGACUUCUGUCAGGGAGGAAAGUGUUGGGAUGAUAUACUCAAUGGUUUCAAAUGUUAUUCUUCUUUCUGUGUUUAGUUUUCGAGUAGUUCUGUGGAAUAAACGAACGGUUUAUUCUAUAAGCGCUUUUGAUUUAAAACUCUUCUCC
Messenger RNA from Sclerotinia trifoliorum, 1527 nucleotides. The record is from the annotation of a GenBank genome assembly. NCBI's taxonomy places the organism in Eukaryota, Fungi, Ascomycota, Leotiomycetes, Helotiales, Sclerotiniaceae.